Messenger RNA from Hemicordylus capensis (graceful crag lizard), 2928 nucleotides. RefSeq names its product cyclin-dependent kinase 4 inhibitor B-like. Gene Ontology annotation, biological process: negative regulation of cell population proliferation; regulation of cyclin-dependent protein serine/threonine kinase activity. NCBI's taxonomy places the organism in Eukaryota, Metazoa, Chordata, Lepidosauria, Squamata, Cordylidae. Gene Ontology annotation, molecular function: cyclin-dependent protein serine/threonine kinase inhibitor activity; protein kinase binding. The coding region runs from base 1 to 399 and encodes 132 amino acids. Gene Ontology annotation, cellular component: nucleus. The record is from RefSeq and is a predicted model, not a curated record. The transcript has 2 exons.
AUGGAUCCAAGCGGGCACAACAACAUCGCACACCAGAUGGCGAACGCUGCUGCCCGCGGGGAUUUGGAGAACGUGAGAAGGCUGCUGGACUGCGGGGCAGACCCCAAUGCGGUGAAUUUCUUCGGCAGGACCCCGAUCCAAGUCAUGAUGAUGGGAAGCCCCCGAGUGGUGGAGCUGCUGCUGCAAAGAGGAGCGGAUCCCAACCGGCCGGACCCCGCCACCGGCACCCUCCCGGCCCACGACGCGGCCCGAGAGGGCUUCUUGGAUACGCUGCAGGUGCUGCACGAAGGGGGCGCUCGCUUCGAUCUGCGGGAUCGGUGGGGCUGUCUCCCGCUGGACCUGGCUGAAGAGAAUGGGCAUAGCCACGUGGCCAAUUACUUGCGAGGCUUGCCUGGUUGAGGUUGGGGCUCCACCUCCGGCUACAACGAGGAGGGGGGCGACCCCUAGGAGGUGAACUAGGAGCUCAAAGAUUGCACUGCCCAGAUGUGGAACCUUUGGGUGGGGGGUCUAUUAUUUAUUAUAGUAUGGAUCUCUCGAGAUCUCCUGAGGGGUGAGCUGAAGUUGCAGGACUGCUAGCACACAGCUCUAGGUACAGUCAUAGAAACACUGCCUUAUUUUACUUGGAGAAUGAGCAUGUCGGGUAGCAGGGUGGAUUCAUAACUUCGCCUAUUCAUGCUCAUUGUCUAUGUGCAGGUCAUUUUUUAAAAAAAAUUGGGGGACCAUGCCAACCCCCUACCUGCACCUGGUGCAGUGAAGUAGUUGCAAAUUCAGAAGUGCCGGCACUCUCCAUGGAAGCCCCCAUGGCCAUGCCCACCCGCAAAGCCGGUGGAGCUGAGAAGUACCGGCGCUCUGUCCCUGUGCGUGCCCCCUCCACUACACUUACACCUUGUGCUACUGUAAUAUGACUAGUGCUUUGGAACCUAGCACUUGGGAGAAUGAAGAAGAUGCCCAACAAUAAUCUCCUAACUAAUGCACUACUUGGAUAUGGCUUUGUUUUUUAUUUGCACUUUUUUUUAAACUUGAAGACAAGUACAUCCUUUACUUGAAGGAUGGCUUUUGCAAGACAGUUUGAUCUGAGAUCUGAGUUUUUCGCCCAUUCAGUGCUUCUUACUCAAACCAAUUUGAAUUCCAGUUCUUCCUUUUCGGUCUAUUGACUAUAUUCAAGUUGGAUAUAAUCCUUGUUAACUUCAUAGCAUAUGCUUUCAAGGAAGCAUAUUGGUGAGAGGCUGGAAGUAUUAAAUAUGCAAUUAGUUAAUCACUUGAACUGAGAGCAUCUUUAUUUAUAUUUGUAUCCUGCUCAGGGUUUGGGCAGAUAACAUUACAGACACAGAGAACAAUCUAGAGAAGGUGACACCUAAAUCAGGGGAAUAAAGAGGACAGUUAAACAGGUCAUUCCCACUUAUUUUAGGCUGAAAUUUUAAUUUCAGCAAGACUUUUGCACACUUGCUUGCUCUGGAAAUGUUGAUCUAAAAGGAUACAUUUGGGCCCUUGUUGCUCCCCCUGAAAGGAACUCAGUAGUGAGAGAGAUGUAGGUAUAUCUUUUUAUUUAGGCUGAGAAAUAAGCUAUUUCAAACUAAGUUCUCAGAGACAUAUUUUGAAGUCAAGGGUCUCAGGUUUUCCUGCUGCUUAAGGAAAACUGAGUAUCCUUAAAACAUUACUUUUAAUGUUCUGUUCUGCUAACCAGUGAGGAGCAUAGUUUCUGCACUAAGAGAGAUUGCACAGUCUACCUUCUCAGGAAGAGAAAGUAUGAAGACUUCUCCCUCCCUGCUUAGAACCAAAGCCCACUUUAUACUGUCCACAGGGGUGCAAUAGAAAAUUCACCAUCCACAACCAUAAAAUGCCUUGUCAUGUAGAUGAUUGUCAUGGAAAUUCAAACUUAUGAUCUUUGUGUACAGUAAGAGACAAUCUAUUGAUUACACCUUGGGGAUGGAAAAUUUGCUAUUUUCUGCAGCACCUACAUGUCUAAAGUAACAUGUAAUCCAGAUCUUAGAGAUAGGGUCUUGGUGGAAAGGUUACUGCUGAAUUAUUCUAUUGUCCAUAUAUAGAAGGGACUGAGGCAGGAGCUUAGUGGUCAGUAGGUAACUAACUAUCAUGUAGGAUCUGCUUGGUAAAAGAAUUAACACUAGGUUUAAAGAGUUCAAAUGUAAAUACGGCUAAAAAAUGCUAUGCCCAUUUCUCUAAGAGUGAACCUCAUUGAACUCAAGAGAGUCUCAUUAACUUCAGUUGGGAUCACUCUUUGGUAAAUGUGUAUAAGAUUAUAAUCUUAAUUGUAUUUGAGCUCUCUAACCCUAGUAUUUAUGUCAGUCAGGGGCUCCAUUCCUCAGAUAUUAUUGAUAUUAUUAAUAUCUGAGUCCUCAGAUAUUAUUGGACUACAAUUCCCAUAAUCCCCAACCAUAAUGGUCUUUGGGCAUUAUGGCUGGGGAUGAUGGGAGGUGUAGUAAAACAUCUGGAGACCCAAGAUUGGGAAUGUUGAUCUAAAAGGUGAUUGCACCUUUUCAAAAACAUCUGUAGGGUUGCAUGGGGAGUUAUGGUCCAUCAAACACUUGGCUAGUAUUCUUAACCUAUGACAUACAAUUCUGUCUUGUAUUUAUUCUUAGCCUAUGACAUACAAUUCUGUCUUGACAUACAAUUCUGUCUGAGUUUACUGCUGCUUAUUUAUAUUUGUGUGCUAAAAAUGUUUAAAGCAUUGAUUUUGAAGGUCUUCAGUGUAACUGAAUACACAACCAAAUCCUACCAGGCAUGUUGAUAAACUGUAAGUCACAAAACAUUCUGAUCUGUUUAUGCAAUCCUGCUUUUUUCAAGUUGUCAGUUAAAUAAAUCUAGCAUGAGGUAACUGUUUUAGACCCAUUUUAUUGAUUAAUUAGGUAAUUUAUUAUUUAAAACUGGAACAGCAAACCAACUUUUUAAUAAAUAAAAACUUAACAAGCA